Tarenaya hassleriana is the source of this 723-nucleotide messenger RNA. RefSeq names its product probable S-adenosylmethionine-dependent methyltransferase At5g38780. The annotation marks the transcript as partial. Gene Ontology annotation, biological process: methylation. NCBI's taxonomy places the organism in Eukaryota, Viridiplantae, Streptophyta, Magnoliopsida, Brassicales, Cleomaceae. The record is from RefSeq and is a predicted model, not a curated record. Gene Ontology annotation, molecular function: S-adenosylmethionine-dependent methyltransferase activity. The transcript has a single exon.
GAAGCUAUUUUAGCAAAACUCAAUCUUCAAACACCGAAAUUUGAUCUAAAUCUCUACAAAAUCGCGGAUUUCGGUUGUUCUGUUGGAUCCAAUACAUUUGAUGCCGUUCAAAACAUUGUAGAAACCGUAAAACUCAAACACCAACGAGAAAAAUCCAAAGGAAAGAAUCAGACACACCUCGAGUUCCAAAUUUUCUUCAACGAUCAAUCCAACAACGACUUCAAUACUCUCUUCAAAACCCUACCUCCGUAUUACCUUGACCAUCAAAUCUUUGCAUGCGGUGUUCCUGGUUCCUUCUACCGACGAUUAUUCCCGAAAAAAAGCCUUCACAUCGGGCACGCUUCUAACGCACUCGUUUGGCUCUCAACAACUCCAAAAGAUAUUUGUAACCGAAACACACAAGCUUGGAACAAAAACAACAUCCUUUGUACUAAUUUAGUUGACGAAGUGGAAAAGGCAUACAAGAAACAAUUCAAGAAGGAUAUGGGAGCUUUCAUUGAAGCUAGAGCUCAAGAGCUUCUCCCGGGAGGACUGAUGAUUAUCUUGGGACUAUGUUUGCCCGAUGGCGUACAGAUGAUCCGUACAUGGAAAGGUGUUUUCUAUGAUAUGAUCGGAGAUUGUCUGAUCGAUAUGGCCGAAUCGGUAAGAAAGUUUGGCACCGUUCUUUUAACUCAAUUAUGAUAUUAGAUUGGCCUAUCCGACCCAAUAUAUUAUUAUUAUUAU